Molecule: messenger RNA, 456 nt
Organism: Striga hermonthica
Lineage: Eukaryota; Viridiplantae; Streptophyta; Magnoliopsida; Lamiales; Orobanchaceae
Source: the annotation of a GenBank genome assembly
AUGGCUUUCGCCUCCGCGUUUCGCCGGAUUUUGAGUGGCUCGCCGUCGCCGUCGCCGUCGCUGAAAACACGAGCGCGGUUCGCUUCGCUUCGCCUCAAUUCCACGCUCGUGACUCUCACCUCGCCCAAGCUUUUCAUUAGCGGUCUCUCACGAGUCACGAGUGAUGAAAGCCUCUUCAAUGCAUUCGCUUCAUUCGGAAGGCUUCUAGAAGCAAAAGUGAUAGUCGAUAGGGCCACCGGUAAAUCAAAGGGUUUUGGUUUUGUUACAUACGAGUCAGUGGAGGAAGCCGAGAAGGCUCGCGAGGGGAUGAACGCAAAGUAUCUUGACGGGUGGGUCAUUUUUGUGGACCCGGCUAAGCCAAGGGAGGCCCAAUCCCGUGGGCCUCCCCGGCAGAACACACAGUCAGCCCAGAAUGGAUUCACGACGAACAAAACUGUCGGGUUUAGUGGUUUUUGA